AGAAAAGAGGUGUGUACUCACUGACUGAGGUAAACAACAUUGCACAUUGUUUACAAAAUGACCAAAGCGAAUAGAACCCCGCAAAAAGCCUGUGAACCCAAUAUAAAUGCCUCCUUGACACCAGUUCGAUAUCUGGACAGCCCCCGCCUGCAAUCGCCCACAAGUCAUGAUUCCACUUUGGCCACCUGCAAAACGAGACUGGAGACCAUCGUUAAACAACUUCAGGAUAACUACGCCAAGUGGCAAUUGGCCCAGCAGCGUGGCACCGCCAUUUGCUACUCCAUCGAGGCCAAGAAGACCAAGUGUCUGGAAAAAGACCAGGAUGAUGGAUCUACUUCCAGUUAUCCGGAUGAUCUGCUCUUGCCCUGCAACAAGUUGGCCAUCAUAGCCUCGAUUUUUGGGGAUAUAGCCAAUAAUACAAAGGAGAUGCUGAGGCAGCUGAGAGCUAUAAGUAAACUACCAGGAGCUACAGCGGAUACGAUAUUCUAUAGGUCCUGGAAGUUGCCGCAAUUCGUGGCCUUCACCAAAGAAUUAGCCGAAAGAUAUGAACAGGAGGCCCUAGUCAAGAAGGAAGUGGCCGAAAACAUUGCUCACUCGACCGAAAGAAGCCAGCUCAUCGCGUUCACAACUUUAUGGGAAUUUCCCGAGCACGUGGAUUCCUAUGUCCAGUUGGGUUUUCUCCUCUUCGCAGAAGAAGUCAGCUUAAGACAAUAAAUAAAUCAGUUUUAAACUUGUUAA
This is a messenger RNA of Drosophila subpulchrella, 738 nucleotides long. RefSeq names its product cyclin-dependent kinase 2-interacting protein. NCBI's taxonomy places the organism in Eukaryota, Metazoa, Arthropoda, Insecta, Diptera, Drosophilidae. The record is from RefSeq and is a predicted model, not a curated record. The coding region runs from base 58 to 714 and encodes 218 amino acids. The transcript has 3 exons.